Molecule: messenger RNA, 3770 nt
Organism: Hemibagrus wyckioides
Lineage: Eukaryota; Metazoa; Chordata; Actinopteri; Siluriformes; Bagridae
Gene: b3gnt2b
Product: UDP-GlcNAc:betaGal beta-1,3-N-acetylglucosaminyltransferase 2b
Exons: 4
Coding region: 411-1607 (398 amino acids)
Cellular component (GO): membrane
Molecular function (GO): hexosyltransferase activity
Source: RefSeq, a predicted model, not a curated record
UACCCUGCAUAUAGCCUGACUAGAAGACGACGUCCUGAUAGUCCGAAACGCGUUCGGCAGCCAGAGAAAGAGAGAGAGAGAGAGAGAGAGAGAGAGAGAGAGAGAAAGAAAGAGAGCGCGAGAGAGAGAGCGAGAGAGUUUGUAACAACAACAGGAUGUAAGGCGCUAUCUCCAACGCUGUUUCUGAAGAUAAGGAUCUUAGCACUCCUGGACGUCUCGUAAGCCAGACGGAUCUACAGCGGUGCCUUCUACUUAUCUGCGCAUUGCAUCACGAUUUCUGCCUCGUUCCAGUUCUCAUCUGCUUAAGUAUUAGGAUGGGGUAAAGACCGAAGUGGACACUUUUACCAUAUACACCUGUAGCAUCGCCUGUCUGCCUUCUCCCCUGACUACAGGUGGUGAAUGCUGACACCAUGCACGGACCUCGAAGAAAGCUGAAGGUCAUCGUGCUGACUAUAAUGACUGCGUUCUUCUUCAUCAUUGUGGAAGUUUCCAGGAGCGCCAACCAGAAUGCAAACGGACGGCACAAAAUCCGAAUCCCCACCAAACCGUUCUGGGGCAAACUGGCCCCCAACAAUGCCUACUGGAACCGGCAGCAGCAGAAGCUGGACCAUUUGAACAAUCCGAUCUUGAACGGACCAAACGCCUCACUCGGUGGCCUGCCUGACUGGCUAAACGACACGGUGGCCCAAGACUCCUGCAAGCCAGACUACCGGGUUAUGACACAAGUAAAGAAUUUCAGCUUGCUUCCAGAUCGUUUUAAAGACUUUUUGUUGUACAUGCGAUGCAGGUCAUAUCGCAUGGUCGUGGACCAACCUCAGAUAUGCAAAGAUCAGCCGUUCCUGUUGCUGGCCAUCAAAUCCUUGGCGUCUCAUUUCGACCGUCGUCAGGCGAUACGAGAGUCCUGGGGUCGGGCCGGCAUUUUAGCAAACAAGACCAUUGUGACUGUAUUUCUUCUUGGCAACGCCACUGCUGUGGACCACUUCCCAGACUUAUCACCAAUGUUAGAUUAUGAGAGCUCCAGGCACGGAGACAUCCUUCAGUGGGACUACAGGGACUCCUUUUUUAACCUGACCGCCAAAGAGGUCCUUUUCCUUGAGUGGUUCAGCACUCACUGUCCUAAUGCUAGCUUCAUAUUCAAAGGUGACGACGACGUUUUCGUCAACACUUUACUUAUUAUAAACUUCCUCAAGGGUCUGUCCCCUGCCAAGGCACAGGACCUGUUUGUUGGGGAUGUAAUAACCAAUGCUGGACCUCACCGGGACAAGAAGGUUAAGUACUACAUCCCUGAGAACAUUUUCGUAGGGAGGUAUCCACCAUACGCAGGUGGUGGAGGGUACCUUUACUCCGGAGAAGUGGCCAAGAGGCUCCAUGGGAUCAUGAACAGGGUGCCAUUGUACCCCAUUGAUGACGUCUACACGGGCAUGUGCCUGAGGAAGCUGGGACUUGCCCCGGAGAAGCACAAGGGUUUUCGUACUUUCGGCAUUGAGGAGAAAUACCGUAACAACCCGUGUGCUUAUAAGAGCCUGAUGCUGGUUCACCCAAGAAGCCCACAGGACAUGAUUAAAAUAUGGGCGUGGCUUAAAGACCCUGCUUUAAACUGUCAGUAAAACUUCACACGAGGCCUUUCAACAACCUCAGGGUUGCUAGUCUGUAUUUGGCAGCUAAGAUAAUAAUAAUUAUUAUUAUUAUUAUUAUUAUUGAUCGUGUGAAAGAUGAGCUAGGCCUGUUUGUGCAUCAUGUCUCCGAAGUGAUCAAAGCUAAAGGAGAGCAUUUCAAAAUUAUUUUCGUUAUGUAUAUCUCCAAUAGUGUUAAAGCUUUUUACCCACUGACCGCACGCCGCUCCGUCACAGUAUGUGCGAUGUAUGUCGUGUACGCUAAAGACGAGUGGGAUCAUGGGAAGUUCAGCUGGUUUGAACUUGGUUCAUUAGAAAAAACAAACUUGAUCUCCAUAGACAAGCAUGCUAUAUUAUUAUUAUUUUUUAAUUUAUCGUCUGCUUGUGUGACAUAGGACAGUAAGUGUUGGUAAAAAAAACUGCUUGUGCUGCUUGUUCCCAAAGCUUGAAUCAUGAAGGUUAAAGUAAAGCAUUACACAAAAACACAGGACCUGUAGUAAUCAGCUCCACUUGAUUAAUGUAUUGUGAAACAGUCAGCUUAUCAGUGGUUGUUCUCACACACGUUUGGCAGGUUUCAUUUUUUAUUUUCAAGGUUCACUUUGUGUCACUAAUGUUUGAUUUGCCUGUUUUUUUUGUUUGUUUGUUUUUUAAAGAGCGUUAUUCUGCUCCGAAUGAAAUGGGCUUUGUUACAGUUCCACUUACAGUUCAGGUGAAUUUAGGUCAGAGAAUAAGUAUUGUGGGUCAGGACAGUUUUCUUGGUCACAUUAUGACGUUAAAUGGAGCUGUUGUUUGUAUGCUGGGUUAUUUAUUACUUUUGCACACUCAGUUUCUAUGUUUCGAAUCGAAUCAAGAUGAUACAUUAAUUACCGUCCGUCAAGCCAAAGUGCAUCAGACUGCAUCAAAAUUAAUUCCGUUCGCCUCUUCAGAUAGAAGCUGUACAAAACCAAAACACUUGUGCCUUUCACCGAUAAAGUGAGCUUCAGAAGAAGAGCAUUUUUUUCCCCAUUUCAGUAUUCGUCUGUCUGUGCCCGGAAUGUGACGGAAAUUAAACCGGAUCGGAUUGUGUGGUUUGUUGAUCGUUUGGAAAUGUUUGUCGAAGACCCGUGAGCUUGACACUCUUAUCUUUUUCCUGUCCCAUGACCGAAAGGGGCGCCGCUUAACGAUCUCUCUCGCUGUUCUGCCACCACUGUGUGUUACAGUUACACCUGCUGGGUAGGUGUUACAAGCACACCCUGCUCACCUUUUAUUGAUCAAGACACUGGAUUCCUUUUCCUAUGACGUGGCACUCGUAUCCAAGUCGGUGCCGUAAUGCACUGUCGGGUCAUUCCCCCCCCACGCGUUCUGACAAUGUUCUCCUCUGCUGAACCUAAAAAUCGAAAUUUUGCACAUAUCGCUUGAAGUAAUGUUUACACACCAGGAUGGGUUAAUAAGUAGUCAAAGAGAAAUUACUGUAUUUAUAGACUGUAUAGGUUUAACUACCAUUAUUUAUAAAAGCUUUCCGGUUAGAGAUCUGGGUCGGGAAUCUUGGAGUUCUCGAACCAGGACAGAGCUGAUUCCAGGAGUGAUGAACUUGAAUGCUUGAUUAUAUGUUUCAUAUUUCAAUAGACUUACUUCUCUCUGAAAUCUCUUUUAUACAUCACUGAACGCUCAAUAAAACCCCAACCCUCGUGCUAGGGUCUGGUUAUUUCAGUGACCGCUUGCUCAUACGGACCAAAUAUCAGACUGUUAUUCGAUUACAUGUUACAUUAUAUUGAAUAGAAAGAUUUUAAUUGGGAUCUGAUGUGUAAUUAUCUGGUAAUAGACGUUAUCUGAAAAUGCUGGGAAGGAAAUGGUUGAGGUCUGAGCUCCAUGUGUUCGCACCAGUCAGACUUGGUUUUUUGGUAACUUUGCCGAUUCAUGUGUCUUUUAGCCGAGUCACUCAGGUCUCUGUUUUCUGUAACUAAAAAAAAAAACACAUCGAGCAUUUUUAUAAGAGUGCCAUAAUAAAACGAACUAAAAUCCUAAUCAAAGCCUGUUUUAUAACUUAACAAGGAGACACUUACUUUUUUUAAAUAUUCCAAUGGGUUUCUCUUACUGUUCUUACUGACAGGUUAUAACUUGUGCACCUUUUUGUUUGUGUUUCUCUGCCUGAUUUAAAUAAAAGAAAUCUUAAAUGGU